Molecule: messenger RNA, 4619 nt
Organism: Silurus meridionalis
Lineage: Eukaryota; Metazoa; Chordata; Actinopteri; Siluriformes; Siluridae
Product: hemicentin-1-like
Exons: 13
Coding region: 290-2575 (761 amino acids)
Source: RefSeq, a predicted model, not a curated record
UUUUCAUGUAAAACAUUUACCCACAAAUUUACACUGUAUGUACAGCUAAAGCUCUGUGUGUGUGUGUGUGUGUGUGUGUGUGUGUGUGUGUGUGUGUGUGUGUGUGUGUGUGUGUGUGUGUGUGUGUGUGUGUGUUAAACUGUAAAAAUCUACAGCUAGUGAAAAGUUUCAGGAAGAACAGCACUGUGUUCAUUUCCCUUCAGUUCUUCUGUGGGCUGCUGGUUGUUUGUACUUCUCUUCUCUGGACUAAUUCUCUUCUCUGGACUAAUUCUCUUCUCUGAGGAAAAAAAUGCAGGCCAUCUUUGGAAUGCUGAUGAUGUUCAUAGGAGCUGCCUCGGGUUUGCUGUUUCAGGAUCCUGUUGUGUAUAAAUUUAAUAAGAGUGAUCAGUGUUAUGUAGCUCUGGGAGAACGACUUCACCUGCAAAUACCUCCAGCAUAUGCGUUUAACCUAAACAUUAGAGACAAGAUAUCUGGCAAUUGUAUAAUUAUAAGAUUUAGAAAAAACAAUCCUCUCUAUUUAGAAAAUCACACCAGAUGGCAGUUUGUUAAAGAGAAUAAUACUAUGAUACUAACCAGUGCAGAGAGAAGCGACUCUGGAACAUACAUUUUAGACACCAGUGAUGCAGGAGGAGCUUUAACAGGCAGUUAUACUCUCCAGCUACACACUGAAGCUCAGGUGUCCUCAGUCAGUGUGUGGUACAAAUGCUUGGCCUCUGAGGACAUUAAAGUGCACUGUUCUGCUGAAGGAGACGACCUCACCUACAGCUGGACUUCUGAUUUCAACACACUCUCUCAACUGGAGAACGGGACCAGCACACUCACACUGAAUAAAGGGCAUCAUGGAAACGUCACCUGCUACGUAAAAAAUCACGUCAGCCAAAGCCACAAUACUACUGUACUGCAGCCAUGUCCAGGUUUGCUGUUUCAGGAUCCUGUUGUCUGUAAAUUUAAUAAGAAUGAUCAGUGUUAUGUAGCUCUGGGAGAACGACUUCACCUGCAAAUACCUCCAGCGGAUUGGUUUAACCUAAACAUGAGAGACAUGACAUCUGCCGAUCGUACAAUUAUAAGAUUUAGAAAUAACAAUCUUGUCUAUUUAGAAAAUCACACCAGAUGGCAGUUUGUUAAAGAGAAUAAUACUAUGAUACUAACCAGUGCAGAGAGAAGCGACUCUGGAACAUACAGUUUAGACACCAGUGAUGCAGGAGGAGCUUUAACAGGCAGAUAUACUCUCCAGCUACACACUGAAGCUCAGGUGUCCUCAGUCAGUGUGUGGUACAAAUGUUUGGCCUCUGAGGACAUUAAAGUGCACUGUUCUGCUGAAGGAGACAACCUCACCUACAGCUGGACUUCUGAUUUCAACACUCUCUCUCUACUGGAGAACGGGACCAGCACACACACACUGAAUAAAGGGCAUCAUGGAAACGUCACCUGCUACGUAAAAAAUCACGUCAGCCAAAGUCACAAUUCUACUGUACUGCAGCCAUGUCCAGGUUUGCUGUUUCAGGAUCCUGUUGUCUAUAAAUUUAAUAAGAGUGAUCAGUGUUAUGUAGCUCUGGGAGAACGACUUCACCUGCAAAUACCUCCAGCAUAUGCGUUUAACCUACUCAUGAGAAACAAGACAUCUACCAUACGUACAAUUAUAAGAUUUAGAAAAAACAUCCCUGACACAUCAAAACCAAAUUUCCCCAGAUGGCAGUUUGUUAAAGAGAAUAAUACUAUGAUACUAACCAGUGCAGAGAGAAGCGACUCUGGAACAUACAGUUUAGACGCCAUUGAUGCAGGAGGAGCGUUAACAGGCAGUUACACUCUCCAGCUACACACUGAAGCUCAGGUGUCCUCAGUCAGUGUGUGGUACAAAUGCUUGGCCUCUGAGGACAUUAAAGUGCACUGUUCUGCUGAAGGAGACAACCUCACCUACAGCUGGACUUCUGAUUUCAACACUCUCUCUCUACUGGAGAACGGGAUCAGCACACUCACACUGAAUAAAGGGCAUCAUGGCAACAUCACCUGCUACGUAAAAAAUCACGUCAGCCAAAGUCACAAUUCUACUGUACUGCAGCCAUGUCCAGAACCCACAACAACGCCGACCAUCAGUGUCUCAACAAGCAGCAACUUCACAAGCUUUGGUACGAUUCCCUCAGUAGUCAACAAAACGAUUAACCCGACCCCCCAAUAUACUUUCCCAGAGUUUCUACAAUACACAGUGAUUUUCCUGAGCGUGUUCUGCGUGCUCAUCAUCCUCAUAUUCAUCGUGGUGUUCUAUGUGUACAGGAAGAAUAAAGGCAAAAAGAGUGAAGCAGCCCCUCCUCAGGGCGAUAGGGAGCUUGUGUACACAGAGGUCAACCAUAAGCGCCAGAACAGGAGUGAACCCACAGCCGGGACGUCCCAUGUUCAGGACGAUAAUGUGGAGUAUGCAGCUGUGGCGAUUGAAGGCAGCAAGAGGAAAACAAAGAAGAAUGAAGACGAGGUGCAGUAUGGCGAGCUGGUGUUCAAUACUCCUGCCAAAAACAAGAGCAAAGGGCCCAAAGUUCAAGACGACGACUGCGUGUAUUCGCAGGUGCACCACAGCCGGUGACAGAUUUCUAAUUUUAUAUCGCAUUAAAUUGCCGCCUGGAUAUCUAAAUGCAAUGCCUGUAACUAUAUGUUUAUGUAUUUUGCAAGAUCAUUCUUUUAAAGGAAGUAGCUAAUGCAGACAUUUCACCCAAUACACUUGCAUCACUCAUGUCUUACCCAAAAGAACAUGUCAUCCCACCAUAAAAGAAAAAUGUUUCAAUAUUUAAAUGUGAUUAUUGAAUAUUUUAAUCAGCACAGUCCAUUCUGUUAGGACAAAUAAGCCACUAGUGUUAGGACAAAAAUGGGGUUGUGGUUGGACUAAGUAUAAAUCAUCUUUUUCUUCACUCCUCACAAACACAGUUGUUUAGCAGAGCUGUCAUAUUUACAGUUAACUGUCUUAUAUACCAUACAAGAAAAUGUCUGACAUUUACCACAAAUGUGUGACAUAAAUUGCAGACAUACGAAAGACAGACAAAGACACAAGACAGAAAUUACAAUCUUGAUUGGUUAUAACGAGCAUAUAAAUCAGCAAGUAAUUGCCUAAGCACUUUCUCUAUCAAGACUACUGUCAUUUUUUUCAUUUUUUUGCAUUUGUGUCUGAACCCAUGUCCACUCGCAUAUCACACAUGCACAUCUUCAUCAACAGCUAAAAAAGUUUUAGUCAGAAACUCUGUUUUAAGAGUCAGAUCUCGACCAUGUGCUAUAACCCGAGCUUCGAACAAGCUGGGAUAUGUGAAGACUUUACUCUGUGUUGGUGAUGUGGUGGAUUCGUGGCUAAAGCGUUGGAUUUCGGACUCUGGAUUUGAUUUGUGAGUUCAAAUCCCAGCCACAGCAAGCUGACUUAGCUACUUAGCUGUAUAACUGAGAUAAAUGUAAUUUGAUCUGUAAAAGCCUUUCUUUAUUGAUAUCAGCAACAGGGUUGAAAAUUUUAAAUCAUAAGACAUUUUCAGUAAAAAACACUGAAAAAAAGAACAAUUGUAUCAAAGAGAUUUGAUGUUAGUUAUCAAAUAUAGAUGUAGAUAAGGAUCUUAACGAUCGAAUGCAGAGUGACUCUUACCAGGGUUCUAAGAACAAAACAUGAUUUCCUUUAAACAACAGUUUUCAGACUUAAUGUCUGACACUUUUUUGACUCUAUUUUUAUUGUUGUAUGUCUAUGAAACAGCGUAUAACAGUUUAAAGCAUUCACUUUUCUAUGAAAGCGCGAUGCCCUGUACUGCAAACUAAAUCAGAUUGUUAUAAAGCAGUGGCACUGAACAACUACUUUUUACUGUUUUUGUAAAUAUGUAUGGUUUUUUUUUUAUUAUUAUUAUUAUUAAUGUACAUUACACCUGAAUUAUGUGGAGAUUCCAGCAUACAAAUCACUUUGCAUAAACUUGCACAUGAUAUAAAGCUUGAACUGUCCUUUUUUUCUUGAAUAAUGUAUUUAAUUAUUUUGUUGUUUGGACACAUUUUUAUAGUUUUAUUUUAUUUUAACAAAACUGUAUCCGUCUGAGCCAUUUGACGGCAAUACUAAAAAUGGAAAUCUGAAACAGAAGCUUGUAGCAUUUCUUUUAUUUUUUUUUUAUUUUUAACUAAUAACAUGCCUAUAUUCAGGAUUAUCCUUAAAAUUUGUCAUAUAUAUAUAUAUACAUGUAGAAAUUAUUAUCAAAGCUAUUACUGAUCAGUAUUAGUAUUAUUAUUAGUAGUAUUACCUUUUUAUCAGUAUUAAUAUUAUUAGUAUUAUUAGCAGUAGUAUUUUAUCAGUUCUUUUUCACAGACGAAGAGAAAAUUAAUAGGAAGUUGAGUUUAAACUUAGGACACAGCUGUCAGUUUCUCACACACAUUAGACAUUGGUUUUUUUCACGUGCUUUAGCAAGAAACAUAAAAGGGGAAGUCUGAAUUGCUACAUUUCUUUUCAGUGUCACAAGUGUCUUCAUAAAAAACUGCCAUCUUGACUGUGUGGUCAAAGUCUGUACAUAAGAAGAGUAAUAUUGUGCUAUGAGUGUAUUUUUUAAACCAUUAAAAAUGAAUAAUGAGUAAAUAAUUUCCCAUCUUAUGAUGUAUAAAACAGUGGUGUUGAUUCGAAA